Erythranthe guttata (spotted monkey flower) is the source of this 1181-nucleotide messenger RNA. RefSeq names its product xyloglucan endotransglucosylase/hydrolase protein 22. Gene Ontology annotation, molecular function: hydrolase activity, hydrolyzing O-glycosyl compounds; xyloglucan:xyloglucosyl transferase activity. Lineage: Eukaryota; Viridiplantae; Streptophyta; Magnoliopsida; Lamiales; Phrymaceae. The record is from RefSeq and is a predicted model, not a curated record. Gene Ontology annotation, biological process: cell wall biogenesis; xyloglucan metabolic process. Gene Ontology annotation, cellular component: apoplast; cell wall.
UUUCAUUCACCAAACUACAACAAUCUGCAUUUUUUUCUCUGUUUCUCUAAGCAAUAAAAAAGAUUAUAUCGGAGAAGAUUAAAUAUGGCAAAAUUAACACUAGUGCUGAUUUUACUCUGCAUUUCCUACUCGGCUUCGGCCGAUUUCUACCGCGAUGCGGAGAUCACAUGGGGCGAUGGUCGCGCCAAGAUUCUAGAAGGUGGCCGAGCAUUGUCUUUGUCCCUCGACAAUUACUCUGGCUCCGGUUUUCAAUCCAAGAACGAAUAUUUAUUCGGUAGAUUCGAUAUUCAGCUCAAGCUUGUCCCUGGAAAUUCUGCUGGCACCGUCACCACAUUCUUCUUGUCGUCGCAAGGAGCAGGGCACGACGAAAUCGACUUCGAAUUUCUAGGAAAUGCAACAGGAGAGCCGUACACAGUACAUACAAAUGUAUAUGCUAAAGGCAAAGGCGAUAAAGAACAACAGUUUCGUCUUUGGUUCGAUCCUUCUUCUGCUUACCACACUUACUCCAUCCUCUGGAAUCCUCAACGCAUCAUAUUCUUGGUGGACAAUAUUCCGAUAAGAGUGUUCAACAAUGAAGAAGCGAUAACCGGGACUCCGUUUCCGACGAGUCAACCAAUGAGAGUGUACUGCAGCUUGUGGAACGCAGACGAUUGGGCAACACAAGGCGGUCGGGUCAAAACUGAUUGGACUAAGGCUCCGUUUGUCGCUUCGUACAGGAAUUUCAACAUUAACGGAUGCGUUGCCGGGUCGCAAUGCGGGUCAGGGUCGGAUUCUAAUAUGAAGGCGGAGGGGGCUAAUAAUAAUAAUUGGAGAACGCAAGGACUAGAUGCAAAUGGAAGAAAUAGACUGAGAUGGGUUCAACAGAAAUAUAUAAUCUACAAUUACUGCUCUGAUUCUAAGAGGUUUCCUCAAGGAAUUCCUGCCGAAUGCAAGCGCUCCAGAUUCUGAAGAGCUUUACCACAUUAUCGAUUAUUUAUUUACUUAUUUAUAAUUAUGUAGGAAUUCUUUAUUCUUUAAUUCUUUAAUACAAAUUGUGAUAGCAAUCUGAAGAACUAGUGAUUAUUUAUCUGCCAAUUCAUUUGCAAAACAUUUGUUAGAAAUGAGAUUUUACAUCUAGUAUUUAUAAGCAAUCAAGUCAAAUUAAAAAAAAAAAUUAAUCGAGUCAGACAUGAAUCAAGUCA